Messenger RNA from Danaus plexippus (monarch butterfly), 741 nucleotides. RefSeq lists its product as uncharacterized. The transcript has 2 exons. The coding region runs from base 85 to 513 and encodes 142 amino acids. Gene Ontology annotation, biological process: sensory perception of smell. The record is from RefSeq and is a predicted model, not a curated record. Lineage: Eukaryota; Metazoa; Arthropoda; Insecta; Lepidoptera; Nymphalidae. Gene Ontology annotation, molecular function: odorant binding.
UCUUGUCACGUUAAACAUUGACAUAACUGAAGUUAAAGGUUGUGGUAAUACAUAUCGAAAGAAGAAAGAUCGGAGAAACGGAAAAUGCUGAUAAAAUAUAUUUUUCUCUCCUUAAUACCCAUCGUUUCCAUGGCUCCAAAACCUAUGAAACAGGUAUUCAUGAAAUUAGAUCCUGCGAGAUUUCCAGAUCUUAAUAAUAUAUUUAUGGAUUGCACUGCUAAAACUGGAAUUGAUUUAGAUAACGUGCAAAGAAUAAUUAAUUGGAACUUUAAAAACGAUGAGAUCGUUAAGAAAUAUUUGUACUGCCUCACAAAGAAUUCUGGUUACGGUGACGACAAUGGUCACUUUGUAAAGGAAAAAAUGCUUCAGAUAGUCGGUAAUCAUCCAAGUAGAAGCGAUCUCGCCAACACCAUAGAUGAAUGUAAUAAGGAAAUGGGAAGUAACAAUUAUGACACUGUAUAUAAAACUGUGAUCUGUUUCCGCAACAAGUCCCCAAUACUAUUUAAAACAUAAUUUUUAUUUGAAUAAGGAAAUGAUAUAGAAUAGAGAAACAACGAAUAAAUAUGUUUAGUAAGUAAUCUAUUUUGAAAUAACAUUGUAUUAAGAGGUGAAGAGUAUUCAUUAUUUUUUAUAAUUAACAUGAUUUUGACAAAAAGAAAAUUACAAUAACAUAAAAUCUAAUUUUUAUUUAACCGCUUAUUAUCUAUUCCAAAUAAUUUAAAUAAAUAUUUCAACAAAUAA